UUGAAACGCGACAGUAGGCUUGCUGAAGGGGAGGCGGGCAAGUGUGAUGCGCUCCAACUUCUUGUUUCCAGACGCCAGCAUGUACUGCUUUUGAUUCUAGGAGAGCGGACAGAGCAGAUGCAGAGAAAAGCACUUACUUUACACACUGUACUCGGGAGCCCAUUGUAGGUGCCAGAGUGCACAGCGUGGCACCCAGUCCAGAGCAUGUUCAUCAUCACAGGGCUGAAUUGACUUUUUUUUUUAUUUUUAUUUUUAAACACAGAAGGAAAAAGGACUGAGAGAGAGAACUUACACAUAACCUGGAAAUUAAGCCUUUUUUUUUCCUCCUUCAUGCAUCCAGCCUUUUUUAGGCAACUCUGGACUGAAGCGCUAUCAAGUUUCUUGCGCAUCUCAGGUGUGAAUUAUUAUUUGUACUCGGCUCAAACUGUCAAAGACUGAGAGAGAAAAGAGCUGAGUUUGCUUUAAAGUGAAUCAGAAACCCAAGAAGAGAGGGAGAGAGAGCAAAGUACCCCGCUCUCCCUCCUCAGUGUGUGUGUGAGUGUGAAUAAGUGGGGAAACAUGGUGCAGAAAAUGAGCCACACGGAGAGCACGGCCGAGGCGCUGUCCUUCUUCAGCGGGGACUCGAGCUCCGACUCCGGGGCGAGCAUGGACAUGGAGGCCGCCGCCUCGCCGCUCUCCCCGGGCUCCGCGGCGGACGACCCGGCCUGGUGCAAGACCCCCAGCGGACACAUCAAGAGACCCAUGAACGCCUUCAUGGUGUGGUCCCAGAUCGAGAGGAGGAAGAUCAUGGAGCAGUCACCGGACAUGCACAACGCCGAGAUCUCCAAGCGGCUGGGCAAGCGCUGGAAGCUGCUGAGAGACCAGGACAAGAUCCCCUUCAUCCGGGAGGCGGAGCGGCUGCGGCUCAAGCACAUGGCCGACUACCCGGACUACAAGUACCGGCCCAGGAAGAAAGUCAAGUCGGGCGCAACGAAACUGGGAAGCAGCAGUGGUGAGAGCAGGGGGGACAAAGUGAGCAGCAGCAGCGGCUCGAACAGCAACAAUAACACCAGCAAGACCUCCUCCUCCUCCUCCAGGAAGAGUGGAGCCAAAUCCCCCACCAGCAGCAGCAGCAAAGCCCACAAACCCGCGUUCAGCAGCAGCAAAGCACUGCUCUCCUCAGAGCUGCACGAACACCACCACAACUCCCUCUACAAGUCCAAGGCUGCAGCCUCCUCCUCCUCCUCUGCAGCCCGGCAGAUCCCGGAGGGCAAGAAGCCCCGGCGGGUGUACGUGUUCGGGAGCUCCGCGCUCAGCCCCGCGGGCUCCGUGGUGACGGUGCCGGCCAGCCCGGAGCUCUGCAGCUCGGCCGACUGCAGCGACCCGCUCAGCCUGUACGAGGACGCGGGAGGCCGGGAGGAGGGAGUAGUGGGAGCCGGGGAGGGAGCCGGCUCCCCCGCCAGCAGCAGCAGCAGCUCCGCCGGCCACACGUACAGCAGCCGGCGGGCUCCCUCGCCCUCGCCCUCCGGCUCCCACUCCUCCUCCUCCAUGUCCUCCGCGUCCUCCUCCUCCUCUUCCUCCUCGGAGGACGAGGAGUUCGAGGACGACCUGUUCGACGUGAACCCCAGCCCCAGCUUCAUGUCCCCGGGCAGCCUGGGCUCCCAGUCCGUGCUGGACCGGGACUGGGACCUGAGCGGAGAGUCUGUCUCCGGCGGCUCCCACUUCGAGUUCCCCGACUACUGCACGCCCGAGGUGAGCGAGAUGAUCUCCGGGGACUGGCUGGAGUCCACCAUCUCCAACCUGGUGUUCACGUACUGACACAAGCACGGGUCUGGAGGGUCUGCGGUCCGCAGACGGCAACAGUAACAGUCCCCCUGCUGCAGUUUCCAGCGCUGCUGGUCCAUGGUUUCAGAGAUGAGACUUGGCCCCCGUCCCUGCUCCGACAUGCUGGGGGAAAGAGCUGCAAAUCCUUGGAGAGCUAAACUCGCUUUUUUCGGGGAGGGGGGGACUUUUCUUUGGAUGCGUGGACGGAGGGACUUGAACCAACCACCAAAAUGGAGGGAGUGCAAAACUAAAGAGGAGAGAAAAAGGAAGCAGCUGAGUUUCUAACACUCAGUCCUGGGACUGUUUUGUACUGAAUAACUUUAACUGUGAUUGAUUUGCACGUUAUGCGGUCCGCCGUUCACUUAAUCAAUGUUGUCGCUGAGUUUUCCUUUCUUUUUUAAAGGGACAUUUCACAACUUUUUUUUUUUUUUUUCUCAAUCGCAAAGUGAACUUCACCACUAAAAGGUACAAUAUUGGACUGCCGUGCGACAUCUUUGUCACCGAGAGGCAUUUUUUUUAAUGAAAUCGAGGUGGGUUUGUCUUUCUUUUUUUUUGUUUAUUUUUAUUUAAAGUCGACUAUUUUCGCAAAAAGCAAAAAAAAAAAAAACAAACAUGUUAAGCAUGAUAGCCUACAAUGUUCCUAUCUUGUGCUGAGAUUUUCUGUGAGACUGUUGGAGCAGUUUAAAAACUAGUAUUAGGGUUAUUUAAAAGGAUAGGUGGCGCUCGCUUUGUAAAAAAUAAAAAAAUAAAAAAAACAAAAACAAAAAAGCAACAAAAAAA
Molecule: messenger RNA, 2583 nt
Organism: Cololabis saira (Pacific saury)
Lineage: Eukaryota; Metazoa; Chordata; Actinopteri; Beloniformes; Belonidae
Gene: sox4b
Product: SRY-box transcription factor 4b
Exons: 1
Coding region: 559-1797 (412 amino acids)
Biological process (GO): cell differentiation; positive regulation of transcription by RNA polymerase II; anatomical structure morphogenesis
Molecular function (GO): RNA polymerase II cis-regulatory region sequence-specific DNA binding; DNA-binding transcription activator activity, RNA polymerase II-specific
Source: RefSeq, a predicted model, not a curated record